Molecule: messenger RNA, 1388 nt
Organism: Dermacentor albipictus
Lineage: Eukaryota; Metazoa; Arthropoda; Arachnida; Ixodida; Ixodidae
Source: RefSeq, a predicted model, not a curated record
AGUCGCACUUUUACAUGUUCAAGAUCAUUUUUCUCUGAAGUCAUUGCCUGCGCGCGAAAGCACCCUCGAUUGUGGGUGCCUGCCACGAAUGAUCGUCAGCGCGUGCCCAGCAGCCAGGCGCGUGCUAUACGCGAGCGGCAAAGAAUACCGAGAGAGAAGCUUCGCCAUGCGAGUCACGUUCGAACCGCGUCUCAGACCUUCGUCGACCGAGCUGUCCUCCCUCCGGGACGCUCGCAUAGAGAAAGAAAACGCUCGCUCCUCGUCGAUCGCCUCGUCCCUGCAGGACGCGGCGUCCAUCAAGGCGGCGUCGCCCGACGGCAGCGGCGUUGAGCUCGCCGCAGGGCCCGCGGACUCCGACGUCGGCUACCGGCCCCGGCGCUCGUUCCUGCAGCUCUCGCUGGCUGCCGCGGUGGGAAUUUUCGCGCUCUUGGCCACCGCGGCCUUCGCCUUCAGCGUGCUGUUGGCCGGCUUGGCCACCUUCCUGGAAGACGAAACGGGCAACGCCAGCACACUCGACGCCGGCGACCGUGCCGUCGUCGUGAGCGGCGAGCGGGAGGUUGGGCCUGCCCCGAAACCGCACAUCAAGUAUGGCUUCGAGGACGAGCCCGUACACUGGGGAGAGAGUGGGGGCGAAGGACUCGAUCUCGGCGCUAAUCCGGAAAAGGUGGUGCCAGAUCCUCGGUGCGGCCAGUUCCGGUUUUCCUUCUGCAGCGAGCGUAAGGGUGGUGCGUACUUUGAUCCGACGCUGGCCUCUUGUCUACCGGUCUCGGCCGAAAUUGUCUACGUGUGCAACCGGAGCCCCAACCGGUUCUCUUCGCUGCACAAGUGCCGUCGCAGCUGUGUGGAGACCGCACGGCCGCAUAGGCGGUGCAUGGCGACGCCGGAGUUCUCGCACUGCAGCAGGGAGUUAACGAGCAGCAUGUGGUUCUCGAACGGCACCAAUUGCGAGGAGUGGCGCUUCCCGCAGGGCCUGUGCCCGGCCCGGGGCAGCUCGGUCUUCGCGAGCGCUCGUCAGUGCCGCGAAACCUGCCUGCGGCCGCGGGACAAGCUGCAGUGCUGUCACGAGCCCAAGCCGCACGUCUGCGCUUUCGGGCAGCUCAAGUACCCGUAUUUUGCCGCGGUCGGGUACGACGGGUGCUUCAGGUGCCUCGAGGCGACCGCGAGUACGCUGUUGGGCUACCAGUGCUUAAUCGGCGCUAACAAAUUCGACACGAUAGACGCAUGCAACAGCACCUGCGUCGACCACGACAACCGCGAGUGAAGAAGUCGUCGAAUGCGGUGAAUUCUCUUUGUCCGCGUGUUCAACAUUUUUUUUUCUCUCCUCGUCGACGUGCCUCGUUGUUUGCACGAUGAGGAGCAGAUUUAAUAAACAAUUUUUGUUGCAUAAA